AAAUCAUCCUGCUGUUUGCACUGUUUUAGCACUUAACUAUAUACUUAACUAAUCACGGGGGGAAACAACUGAAUUCCCGGCACUAGUACCGAUCCGGCACUGCGGGGAGAGCUUCAUCGCGGCGACGAGACAGCGCGCGAGUGGAGAGGGGAGAGAGAAAAAAAAAAAAAGGAGAGAGACAGAGAGAGAGAGAUAGAGAGUGUGUGUGUUAGGAAGAUUGAGAGAUAAUCUCGCAUCCCGGCAUGCGUCUUGCAACGUGAACUCUUCCCUGAAACACAGACUGUCGGAUCGCCCCAGCUGCCUCGGCGCUGGCCCUUGUCUGCGAUGUGAACAGCCUAUGGAGAACGCUGAACCGACUGUCGCCCGCUCUGUAUCAUGGCUGCGCAGCGGCCUCUAGGGCCAAAGCCAUCGGAUUCUUCCUCCUUCGGGAUCCCUCCCACGGGCCCGCCGCCACCCCCUUCGAAUCCACCAAAACCGGCAAAGGGCCCUAGCACACGGAGAGCGUUGAGCUGCCUGCCGUGUCGGCGCCAUAAACUCAAAUGUGACCGCCAGGUUCCGUGCCACUCGUGCACCCGUUACCGCAGAGAGGACCUCUGUCGCAAGCAUCCUGCCCCAUCCUCCCUCCUCGAGGGGGUCCGCGGCGGCCCAAAGGCGCCCACCAAUGCGAUCGCCGCCGUCUCGGACGCCUCCUCCUCUUCCCCUUCCUCCUCUGCCCAGGACGCCACUCCUUACUCCAAUCCAACGUCCAAACCCGGUACAGCUUCCGUCGUCCGGCCCGAGACAACCAUCAAUCCUCCUCCCUCGACCACCAUCAGGGCUGCAGGCACAACUGCUUCACUGCCUCUCGGAAACACUCUGUCUCUGAGGACGUCAACAAGCCAAAACAGCGAUGUCGUUCUGAGGGUCGCCGGCACUUCGACUGCCCCCCGUACCCUUCCCAUCCUUCUUUCGGCCGUUCAGGGCCUUAAUUCCCAGGCUGAAGUGGCUUCGUUUUGGAAAUCGGAGCUCACUGCCUCUUUACCCAGCAAGUACCAGUGUGACUUGCUAACCAUGUAUUACCUCGAGCAUAUCAAUUGGGUCUUUCAUUUCCUUCACUCCCCCUCUUUCCAAGAUGAAUACGCCGCAUUCUGGAACACCAAAGUUCAGGACAUAAAUCUGAUAUGGUUGUCCUUCCUAUACUCCAUCAUAUCCUGUAGCGCAAUCUUUUUGCCCCUUGACGCUGCCCAGAACGCCGGGUUUCCAGGAAGAAGCCUCCGGAACAAAUCCCAUGAAUGGUAUUCAGCCUCCCGCCAGGCUCUCCAUGCUGGCGGCUUUGAAGCUCGACCUACUGUUACUCAGCUCUUGACGUUUCUGAUCACCCAGCUCUAUUGGUUAGCCACAAAAAAUGUCGAAGCAUUGAAUUCCCAUCUCGGCCAAGCUGUGAGGAAUGCCCAGGCACUAGGUCUCGACAGGGAUGUUCCCGGUAAAAACUAUAUCGACACAGAGCUAAGACGGCGUAUUUGGUGGGAACUCUUCAACUGCGACAUCUUCCAAUCAAUGUGCCUCGGCAGGGCUCCCCUGAUAAGUACCAGCCCUUCCAAAGUUCCCUUCCCGGCCCACUGCAAUGAUGACGACAUCACCGAGACCUCGAUCAAGCCCAGACCGAUGGAAGAGCCGACUGACACCACCGCAAACAUCCUUCGUGCCGAAGCCUUCAUGAUAUUUGAAAAACUGUACAACACCGACGUCGAUCUCCUCAGCUCCUAUGAAUAUGUCAAAUCCGUUGAUGAUGAAAUCGCAGACCUCGUUUCCAAAUUUCCUUGGUACUUCCAGAUCGGGCCAAACCGAGAGUGUGCUAUUCUAGGCGAUCAUCUCGAAUUCAUCACCUGGCAGCAUCAUAUGAUCAACAGCUGUAUAUGCAUGCAACGUAUCCGCAUGAAUAGACCCUUCAUCCACACCCGAACGGGAAAUUCCUGGGAAGUUUGUGUCAAGGCUGCCAAUGACGUCCUCGCCGUGUAUAGCAACCUCCGCAACCGCAACGUGGACGAAUUCCGCAAAUCCCAAAAGUUUCUCAUCCAAGGAUACCAGACUUUCUCAGCUGCAGUAUCUCUAGCGGGGUUCUUGCUCGUAGAACGGGCGUUUCCCGCAGAUAAUAUUCGGAAAGACAUUGAGAUGAUAAUUGCGGAUCUCGCAUACACCGACGCCAAUAUAUCAAUUGCGGUGGAUGGAAGGAAGGUCCUUAUCAAAAUGCUGGAAAUGCAUGAUCGCCGUGGCCUCCGUGAACCCCUGGAUCCUGAGACUGUGAUUUCUGAGAUCGCCACGGUAUUUGGAGGCGAACAGUCCACAAGAAAGUACCUAAAACGAUGUGAUAUCGGAUACGUCCUCAACGACGAGCCGGCAACAACAGGUCCGACUGCGGCGGCGGUGCCGGUCUCCACAACGAGGCCUGUCGACCAGACUGUCAGUGACCACGCUAUCGCCGCAACCCACCCACAGGCAAGCAUGGCCCACAUGAUAUCGAUGGGCACGCUUCCUGAGUACAGAGAUCCAUAUUACAAUAUGCCCGAAACGAUCCAAUUUACGUUCGAUGAUAAUUAUAUGAACUGGGACGUCAUGCUGCAGCACAUGUCGUAUUAUCAACAGUAACGGCCUGCACAUGAUUCUUGUUCUGUUCGGCCUUGUUGACCCUUACAUACCAUAUCGUCGUGGUGUAUUACAGAUGGCUAGUUGGAUGCGUACUUCAUUCAUCCUCUUGGAAUAGAAGUCGGCUUCUCCUUGAAUAUUUUGGAAACAGAUCUAUACGAUUAUGCCCUUCUCUAGAGUCGGGGGAACGACCUUUACACAGUCUCCUUUUCCCGGUCCAUCCAAUCCAAAAUCCCGUCAGCUUUGGGCGUCGAUCAUUUGGAUCCUCAACGUGCCCGAAUCGAACUCAAAUUGCCAACGGCAUAUCUAACCGCCAUCCGCGCUUUUGACCACCGUCCAUUGGCUCUUACAUAUCGCCUAUCCCCGAUCGAUCCAAACCGGUUAAAUUCGCUUCUUGGGCUAGUCUUUCGGAGAUGAAAUAGCCCGUAUAUCCAGACAUGUGUCUGGGCGAGCGCCAAUCCUUCGCGGCGUCAAGAGAAAUCACCUUAUACCAUUCGAGAAUAGCAAAAGGCCCUAGUGGAUCAGCCCGGCGCCCUCCGUGCCUUCAUCUCUUCGAUCCAUUUCCGGCUCUUCGGCACAGGCACGACAUUUAUCUUCACCAAGCCAUCCACAAUCUCCACCUUUCCUCCA
Messenger RNA from Coccidioides immitis RS, 3252 nucleotides. Its product is annotated as transcription factor. The coding region runs from base 376 to 2625 and encodes 749 amino acids. The transcript is spliced from 4 exons. Gene Ontology annotation, biological process: regulation of DNA-templated transcription; DNA-templated transcription. NCBI's taxonomy places the organism in Eukaryota, Fungi, Ascomycota, Eurotiomycetes, Onygenales, Onygenaceae. The record is from RefSeq and is a predicted model, not a curated record. Gene Ontology annotation, molecular function: zinc ion binding; DNA-binding transcription factor activity, RNA polymerase II-specific; DNA binding.